CGCUCUGUUUGCGCUCAUGUCUGAACCUUGUGCCUGUCGGCUUAGAUGUGAGAGGACUGUCCGCCCUUCCUUUCGAUAGGAAACUCGUACUGACGUAAAGGAACCAGAGCAGGCAGAUCCCCGUGUUAAUUAAGAGCGUUAAUGUCACUGUUUUAGUGAAUCUAUGCGGCCUGUCUCAUUCUGCUCGCACUAAAUUAACCAGGUUUGGUGACUACAGGGCGGACAGGAAAAAACAGCCACCGACAGGGACAUACGAGAGGAAAAUAAGCAGUGUUUGGCAUGGCUGAUCUGCUGAGGCUGCUGCUGCGGGUGGCUGAGAAAGCGGCUAACGUGGCUCGGGUCUGCAGGCAGGAGGCUCCUCUCUUUCAGCUCCUCGUACAAGAGAAGACCGGAGAUGACAAGAACAAGAAGUUCGUCCAGGACUUCAAGACUCUCGCUGAUGUGGUGAUCCAGGAGAUGAUCCGACAUGACGUUGGUGCUCAGUUCCCUGAAAUGGCUGGCUUCAUUCAUGGAGAGGAGUCCAACAAGUUUGAAAAUGGGCUUGGAGAGAGUGUGACCGUCACAGUGUGCGGUACAGAAGAGGAAACCGCAGCGCUGCUGGCCGCGGUGCUGGAUGGAGACCACACGGCGGCGUCUCUGCUGGCUCGAGCCAUCCACCAAAACCCGGCGAACAUCGACAGCAGCACUGAUGGUCUGACGGUGCCCCUCAGCCCCUCUGAGCUCGGCAUCUGGAUCGACCCCAUAGAUGCCACCAGCCAGUACAUAGAGGGCAGAGAGGAGGUGCUGGAGAAGGGUCACCUGUCUCCUUCUGGUCUGCACUGCGCUUUGGUUCUGAUCGGGGUUUACCUCCGGAGCACAGGCGAGCCUGUCAUGGGCGUCAUCAACCAACCAUUCAACUACAAAGAUCCCUCAGGUGGAGGCUGGAGAGGGAAGCACUUCUGGGGUGUGUCCUGUGGCGACAUCAACGUCUGCUCGCUGUCCCGGCCCAAAGGUAACUCUGAAAGCGGGCGAGGUCUCUCUGUGGUGCUAAGCUCCAGUGAGAAGCAGGUAGUAAAGGAAUCCCUGACCUCACUGUGCAGCCCCGAGCAGCUGGUCUACGCCUCUGGAGCCGGCUACAAGAUCCUGUGCGUCAUUCAGGGCCUUGCUGACGUCUACGUCCUCUCAGAGGGCAGCACCUUUAAGUGGGACUCGUGCGCCCCUCAUGCCCUGCUCCGAGCGCUCGGAGGAGGAGUGGUGGACCUGACUAAGAGUCUGCAGUCCAGCUCUGGAUCACAGGAUCACCAGACAGAACUGACCUAUCACCAGCCUUACGCUGAGUGUAAAGGAGCCGACCGCUGGGCUAACCAUGGCGGCCUGGUGGCUUAUCGAGACUGUUCUCAGCUCCGCAGCAUCGUCGCGGCCCUGAAAGGCAAGCUGUAGUUGAAAACACAGUGGAUGUAGUCAGCAUACACUGAUGCAGUUAUUGUUAUGUAUAUGAUCAUAUUCAUUUUUUUUCUAUAUCAGAGGAUAGAAAGUUGGCAUUGAAGGAUGAAAUAUUUUAAUUAUAAUGAAUACUGUAUUAUUUUUAACCAUAUAUAUAUGCAAGUGUAUAUUUUACAAGGUAAACUUCAGGUCUGGGCCAAAAAAUAUUUGCAAAUAUUGUUUAGUUUUUAGUCUUGAGGUUCAGGGGGAAAACGUUUAGCAAAACCUGAGUGAAUCUAAUUCAUUUGAGAACAAUAAGCAAACAAGAGCGCACUGAUGCUGGCAAGGCUAUCAAGCUUCAGGUUAGAAAGAUUUGUUCAGAAAGCAAAAUGAAGUGUAAUGUAUGGGAACUUAACAGGUGAUGCUCAUGCAUCAAACCUCCGUGAAAUCCAAAAUAUGAAAAAGCCAAUUUUAUUCUUGGGUUCAUUGUCAAUAUAUUGUACCAACUGAGACAUGCAGGAAGAUGCUCCCAGUUCAGUCGUCAGUUCAUAGAAAUUCACUGAAUUUAAACAUUGGGAAGUCUGAGGCCAAAUGUUUUCUGGCAUCGAAAAGAGAAAAUGACAGAAAAAGUUUGGGAACCGCUGAUUUACAUCUCACCAGACUGGUGUAACUUCCCUCACAGGACAGCACAAUGGACGGCAGAAAGUUUAGACAAUCAGAUAAUGCUCUGGUUACUUCCUCCUAGCAGCUACAACAAACUUAACAUUAUUUGUGAAUUCUGUUAAGCUCAGGCCUGAUAGGCAUUUAUUAAACAUUUGCUAAAGCUUUGUAA
Messenger RNA from Seriola aureovittata, 2233 nucleotides. RefSeq names its product inositol polyphosphate-1-phosphatase (gene inpp1). The record is from RefSeq and is a predicted model, not a curated record. Gene Ontology annotation, molecular function: inositol-1,4-bisphosphate 1-phosphatase activity. Gene Ontology annotation, biological process: phosphatidylinositol phosphate biosynthetic process. Bases 280 to 1419 code for a protein of 379 amino acids. The transcript has 6 exons. NCBI's taxonomy places the organism in Eukaryota, Metazoa, Chordata, Actinopteri, Carangiformes, Carangidae.